This is a messenger RNA of Boleophthalmus pectinirostris (great blue-spotted mudskipper), 4188 nucleotides long. RefSeq names its product collagen, type VI, alpha 1 (gene col6a1). The coding region runs from base 169 to 3198 and encodes 1009 amino acids. The record is from RefSeq and is a predicted model, not a curated record. The transcript is spliced from 35 exons. Lineage: Eukaryota; Metazoa; Chordata; Actinopteri; Gobiiformes; Gobiidae.
UGCGCGCUCUGGCUCUCGCCUCGGAGUUACUGCGGUGGAGCGCUGGAUUCUUAAAAGUUAUCGAAUCUGAUUAACGGUACCGGGGUUCGGGCCCGGGUGGAUUCGGUUGUGUUGGAGUGGCCAGGGUCGUUUGUGUUGGUUUUAUAGUUUUUUGGGGAAACUUUGAGCAUGGAGACCCUAAGAAGUCUCUUUGCACUUCUGUGUGUGCUCCUGGCUGCUUCGCAGGCGCAGGUCCAAAGAUCCAGAUUUGCGGAAUGCCCUGUUGACCUUUUCUUUGUAUUGGAUACAUCUGAGAGUGUCGCCCUCCGACAGAAGCCCCCUGAAUAUUACAUAAACCAGAUCAAAGACUUCACCAAGCUGUUCCUAGAUGAACUCCGUGACAUUCGUCAUCGCUGUGACCGAUACUUGACCUGGAAUUCAGGAGCCCUCCACUACAGUGAUGAUAUCGAACUCGUGGGAGAGCUGAUGGACAUGAGCACGAGCAAGAAUCAACUGAAGACCAAAAUUGACGGCAUCAACUACAUUGGCAAAGGCACUUACACCGACUGUGCCAUCAAAAGGGGCAUUGCAGAGCUGCUUGUUGGGGGGUCCCACUAUCAUGAGAACAAGUAUAUUGUGGUGGUGACUGAUGGGCAUCCUCUGACCGGAUACAAAGAGCCUUGUGGAGGAGUGCAGGAGGCCGCUAACGAAGCCCGGCAACAUGGGGUCAAAGUGUUUGCUGUUGCCAUCUCACCUGAUCAAGAGGACACCAGGCUGUCAGUGAUCGCCACAGAUCACGCCUACAGACAGAACUUCACAGCAGCAGACGACUCCAGGUCGACCAACAUCGGGACAAUUAGGACCAUCAUUAAUAUGAUUACAAACGAGACAAAGGAUGUGUGCUGCUCAUUUGAUUGCAAUGCACCUGGAGGGGCGAAAGGUCCAGAUGGUGAUGUUGGCUCUAAGGGAGAAGUAGGCCGACCUGGAAUGCCUGGAGAGAAAGGAGAUAUUGGAGAUGUGGGCAGCAUUGGAGAUCCUGGUCCAGUUGGUUACAGUGGAAUGAAGGGAGACCGUGGAGGCAGAGGAGAGAAGGGUGAAAGAGGACAUAAAGGCUACAAGGGAGAUAAAGGCCUGAGAGGAAUAGAUGGCAUUGAUGGGCGCAAGGGUGAGCCUGGUUUUCCUGGUCUUCCUGGUUGUAAAGGAUCUCCGGGGUCAGAUGGUCUACAAGGAGAGCCGGGACCGAAGGGAGACCCUGGUUCUUAUGGACAGAAAGGAGCAAAGGGUGAUCCUGGACAAGACGGUGAGCCUGGACGCCCUGGAAACUCUGGUAAACUGGGACUACCGGGAGAUCGUGGGCCACCUGGAGCCGUUGGGGACAAAGGAGAACGCGGUGACGAUGGUGAACCAGGAAAGGAUGGAACCCGAGGAGAGAAUGGACAAGCUGGAGAGAAUGGGGAGCAAGGUUCUCGUGGAAAUAGAGGCCCUAGAGGACAACCGGGGGAGCCAGGCUCCCGUGGAGAGCAAGGGAGGGAGGGCUCAACUGGCCCCAACGGAGACACUGGUGAGCCUGGCAAACAAGGUGCUCCUGGCUACAGAGGUGAUGAGGGCGCCCCUGGACCAGAGGGACCCAAAGGGCCAAGAGGAAUCAAAGGAGCUCGUGGAGAGAGAGGCAUGAUGGGGGACCGGGGCGAAGAUGGUCCCCCUGGAAAUGGCACUGUGGGAUGUCCAGGUUUCCAGGGCUAUCGUGGCGUGCGUGGGGACGCUGGCGAGCCUGGUAGUAAGGGAACCCUGGGACCCAAAGGAGACGAUGGAGAGCCCGGAGAUCCAGGCCCUGAUAACAAUGAACCAGGGCGUCCCGGACUCAAAGGGGCCAAAGGCCACAGAGGACCUGAGGGCAAAGCGGGACCACCUGGGCCUCCUGGACCUCCAGGAAUGGAUGAAUGUGAGGUUCUGGAUAUCAUCAUGAAACUCUGCUCAUGCUGUGAGUGUAAAUGUGCACCCAUGGACUUGGCCUUCAUUGUGGACAGCUCGGAGAGUAUUGGUCUGGCAAACUUUGCUCUUGCUAAAGACUUUAUCAUUACAGUCAUCGACAGACUGAUUAAAGACCAACAAGUCAAGUUUUCAGGUAACGACUCAACUGUGAGUGUGGUUCAGUACAGUGGGUCCAGGGCUCAGGAGGUGGUCCAACUGGGAAGGAGCACCAACAGCCUCACCGAGUUCAAACAGAUGGUGAAGGACCUGCAGUGGCUGGCUGAGGCCACAUACACAGGAGAGGCACUGGAGUAUGCACUCCAAAACACCAUCAAGUUAAUGAGGAAGGAUAACAAAGUGGUGAUCGUUCUGACUGAUGGGCGCUCAGACACUUCCAGAGACCAAGUGCCUCUGAAUGUGCUCUGUGGAAAAGACAUAAGGGUUGGAGGGGUAGGGAUUAAAGAUUACUCCGGCCGUGUGCCUAACCGGGAGCAACUGGAGGAUGUGGUGUGCCAAAGUGACACCAAGAAGCCAGGCUUUUCAUUUGUUCGUGAAAACUUUGCCGAACUUUUGGAAGACACUUUCCUGCAGAACCUCACAUCCAAAAUAUGUCAAGAUAAGAAAUGUCCUGACUACAAAUGUUCCAUCACCUUUAAUCGAAACCAUGACAUCCUACUAAUGAUGGACAGCUCUGCCAGUGUGGGGCAGAAGAACUUUGAGACCAGUAAAACUUUCGUCCGUCGUUUGGCAGAGCGCUUCAUUGACCCAGAAAGGAAGAGUCCCGUAGUCCGUGUGGGCGUGGCCCAGUACAGUCGCAGCACCAAAAUGGAGCAGUCUCUGACAACCAACCUCACAGAGCUGUCAUACCGAGUGGAGCAGGCUGCUUUCUCAAACGAUGGCACUGAUUUACUCCAGGCCUUGGAUUUUGCCAUUUCUCGCCUUCCCGACCGUGGAGACACCUCCGGCAGCAAGAAGAAGGUGGUGCUGUUCUCCGACGGCAGGUCCCAGGAUGUGACUGCCGCCGCACUCUUAGACAAAGUCCGUAAAGUGGCAGGUGCAAACCUGGAGCUGUUUGUGAUAGCGGUGGGCAGCCAGGUGAACGAGGCCAACCUGCGCGUGCUGGUGAGCCAAGGACAGCCUGACAACACCUCCUAUGCCCAGCGCCACCUGUUCAGAGUGGCAGACUACCCCUCUCUGCUCCGCGGUGUUUUCCACCAAACCGUGUCUCGCAGAGUAGCCAUGUCCUAAAGCAGAACUGUAAACAACAUCUUUACAUCUUUAGUCCCAUGAUUAUUCACUUUCCAUUUACAAGACACUGUGCUCAAGUUCAUUGAAAUGUUACAUAGAUGACAAAUGAUUGUGUGGUUGGCCAAUAAAUGUAAACUUUUACCCUGAGUUUUGCCUUCAAGCUUGGAUGUCCAGCAUAGACGUAUAUUUUUCAGUUAAUUUUAGCUGAUAAUAACAUACAUCAUGGUGCUAUAUUCUUGUACAGACUCUUAGCAGACUUCUUCGUUUUAAGGCAAAGUUCAGGGUUGAGGUCAUCAGAUUUUGUUACUUUUAGAAUGGUGUGUAACUUUUGAUCAGAUCUGAACUCAGGUAUUCUGCAUCCUGGAUCACUAUCUAACCUUAACAGGCCAAACCUAACUUCAUAAUUGCAUCAAAUUAACCAAUUUGUCCUUGCGUUCAAGUGGUGGAUUCACAUUUCCCUUAUGUACUUCUUUAGUAAUCAUAAUUUCACUGCAAAAAAGCCAAAUUAAAUCACCUGAGACAUAGUUAAAAACAUUCAGGGCUGAGCCAUGGUCACUUAAGCCUCUCUUUAAGCACUUCCACACCACUUGAAAUCGCUAUUAGAUUGGCUAAUUUAAAAAAAACAUGACCUUUAACCUAAGACUGAUGAGGACCCAACAGCUGUGAAUGUGUAUGUACUGACCUGUGCUAUAGUGUACUGCUUUUGCACGGAUGGAGGUAAUUUUCACUCAGAACCCUUGGGCAAUGUUACGUAAACAGUGGAGGGACCCCUGAUUGAAAUGGCAGAAAGCUGGUCCCCAUUUACUUCUGUCAAACACACACCUUGAUACUUCAUCAAUGACACAGGAGAACACAUCAGACACAAACAUACAGCAUUGUACUGGGUCUAAGUCUCUAUUGAUCAUAUUAAAUCUGUACACUUAAAUACAAUUUAAGCUCUCCAGCCCUCUGUGCUGUAAGAGCCCCCCAAUAAAAGUUGCUACACCAGAA